Messenger RNA from Hymenoscyphus albidus, 903 nucleotides. NCBI's taxonomy places the organism in Eukaryota, Fungi, Ascomycota, Leotiomycetes, Helotiales, Helotiaceae. The record is from the annotation of a GenBank genome assembly.
AUGUUCUCCAACAAACCAAAGAAGAAUGUUCAUGUUCAUUACUCGUCGACUACCAAGGGAGGAAAAUCCUCAUCCAGCCAUCAUGCUCCAAGAGAGAGUCGAGAUUCCGGAAUUGGAUCAUCUAGUGCUUCCGAUCGAGCCUCAAUUGGUACGUCGCCUUACGAGUCACCUUUCAACUCUCAGGAAAUCCAAAAUCAACGUCAAAACCCUAACGCUUUGAAUGAAGCUCUCAAUGCUGCGAAUGAGCGGAAUGGUCGUUUCGAAGACAAUAUCAUCGGCCUGAAAGACGAAUUGAAAGAUAGUAAUCGGGAAAAUCGCCUACUUAAAAAGGAAAAGUCCGAUGCGCUAGAAGAAAGCCAAUCACUUCUGAAAGAAAAUCAAUCACUUCUGAAAGAAAACAAAUUGCUACAGGAAAAAAUCAAAUCUUUGCGUGAGGAACUCAGUUUAGAGCGAAGAGACAAUGAUAAAUUGUUAAGGGAGAAAGAAGUACACUCACGAUCGAGCUCCACGACCUCCAAUGCCUCAUUGCAUUCGGCCCCAAGAGAUUCAAAGGACAAGAUUUCGAGACGAUUCAGUAUAAGCCAAGGCACUCGACCACCUCAAGCUCCUCAAGCUCCACAGAACAGUGCUUCUUCACAUAAGCCUCCCAAUCCAUUCACGCCCCUCACCGAAAGACUAGGAUACGGAGUACCAACGCCAGCUUCGUAUGCAUCACCCACACCUUCAACUGCAUCCUAUGCACCCUCUGCCGUCUCAUAUGCAACAUCCAAUAUAUCAUAUUCAACUGUACCAGCUUAUUCUCACCACACGGCGCCAGCUAUAAGACCAAGUUCGAAGCGAUCGUCCAAAUCAUAUCAACCACCGCCUAUCGAAGAUGGAGACUACCAUGCUCAUCCAUUAUAA